Molecule: messenger RNA, 606 nt
Organism: Symbiodinium sp. CCMP2456
Lineage: Eukaryota; Dinophyceae; Suessiales; Symbiodiniaceae
Source: the annotation of a GenBank genome assembly
AUGGCUUGCUGUGGAAAGACGUGCUCCAAGGUGUCCGUGUGCAUCGGCUUCUUGCUGGCGAUUGGAGGCUUUGCCUUGGCUUUCGCAGGGGGUUGGUCCCUGGCCCACAUCAGAAUCAAUGUGAGUGCUGGCAUUGACAGGGCCACGGCCGGGACCCUCACAGCGCCCAGCGAUCUGGCCUGUCCCUAUGCGAUCUUCAUUGAGAAGAUUGCGUCCUGUCCUGACUUCAUGACGUCUGCUGCGGUUUCCACAGGAGCAUCCUUGGACACCAGCCUUUGCGGUGGCGAAGAGCUGCCGGAUGAUGGCCCCGAGCGUGCGCCGGCCAGGCGUGGCUUCCGGGACCUGGACUGGACGAUUGGGGCAACCGAGAUUACCAUCACAGACUUGAAGCUUGCAGCCACGGUUACCUUCAGUGAAGACACCGACGUAACCCUGACAAGCAGCGAGGACAUGUGGUCGAUCCAGCUCUGCGACGUCUUCGCAGAGGUCUUCGAAGUCGCUGGACGGGCCAUCGUCAUGGUUGCUGUGGGUGUGGUCCUGCUGGUCGCGGGCCUGAUCACCUGCACUAUCGGCCUUUGCUGCUGUUGCUGCGCCCCCAAGGCGUGA